Messenger RNA from Cucurbita moschata (crookneck pumpkin), 2565 nucleotides. RefSeq names its product ultraviolet-B receptor UVR8-like. Lineage: Eukaryota; Viridiplantae; Streptophyta; Magnoliopsida; Cucurbitales; Cucurbitaceae. The transcript is spliced from 6 exons. The record is from RefSeq and is a predicted model, not a curated record. Bases 766 to 2367 code for a protein of 533 amino acids.
UCGUUUCUGAAUAACUACUGAUCGAUCUGCGAUGAUCAUUUUUGUGGAUUUUGUGGAUUUCUCUUGAGUUUCUGGAAAUUUUAUGAUCUGGGUCUGAGGAAAUCUUUUGUUUUCUGGAAAGAAUCAUGGGUGAUCAUUGAUGGGCAUGGUUAAAUUUGUAAGCCCUGUUCUGGGUCAUGCACUAAUUGAUAUCAUUUUUUGGUCAUGUUGGUAUCUCUGACUUUUGCUCCUUAUAAUGAGUUUGCGUGAAUAGGUGUUCUUCCUCUCUUAUGGUAAUCCUUUCCUUUUUGGGUUUCUUUGGUGUUCGAAUAUCCAUUCAUCAACGAUUGGUAUUCUUCCUAACAAAGCUUUGCCUUCUUCUCCGACCCAAUUUUUAUGAUCAUCGUCUUCCUUCUUUUGUUUUGUUCAUAGUUUCCUGCUAUCCCUUCUGCUUCUCUUUGACUUGCCUUUGUUUUUGCUGUUCUUGAGCUCAAGUUGUACUGAUCGAGUGGCUUCUUUGGGCUUUGUUCUUAACAUGUUUGGUUGUAGUUAACUGAUCUAAUCUUGUAUGUUCUUCAAUCAACAAGUUCAAGCAUCCAUUAAUCCAUUGAAGUUUUUUGCCUUUUCAUUUGUUAUAUUCUUUGUCUUGUGAGGAAUUUAUACAGGCGUUGUUUUGUUUCUGAUGUAGAUUGAAGAGUGGAAGUUUGUUGAAUAAUCUGGUUAAAACUAGCGAUUUAGUCUCGUCUUCGAUCGAGUUUGGGCACUGCAAAGCCUUAGGCAGUGCCCAUGGAUGCCACGACGAGUGAAACAGCGGCUAUACAAUUCCAUAGCAUUCCUGAUCAGUCAGUUUCUACAAUUGUCACAAAUGCAACAUCGACAUUGUCGAAACGACGUUGCUUUGGGGAAUCCGACCCGGGCGAAUUCCCCUUAGCUGCCAAUCCCUCCAUUGUUCUUCAUGUCCUGACAGCAUGUAACUUGGAUCCUCAAGACCUUGCAAAGUUAGAGGUGACGUGUUCGUUCUUUAGACAGCCUGCAAAAUUUGCUCCUGACUAUGAAUUAUCAAUUUCGGAACUCGCUGCAUUAGAUAUGUGCCAAAAGAGAGCCAUAUUCAAACCUAUGACAGAAGAACAGCAUCAAGCAUUGAAGCAAAGAUGUGGUGGCUCAUGGAAACUGGUAUUAAGGUUUUUAGUGGCUGGAGAAGCAUGUUGCAGAAGGGAAAAAUCCCUGGCAAUCGCAGGACCCGGUCACAGCAUUGCGGUCACGUCGAAAGGAGCUGUUUACUCCUUUGGAUCUAACAGCUCUGGUCAGCUUGGACAUGGUACCACCGAAGAGGAAUCACGGCCUCGCCUUAUCAGAUCCCUGCAAGGAAUUCGAAUAACUCAGGCAGCAGUAGGGGCUGGAAGGACAAUGUUAAUCAGCGACGCGGGGCGUGUUUAUGCAUUUGGCAAGGAUUCAUUCGGUGAAGCUGAGCAUGGAGCUCAAGGAGAUCAAAUUGUUACUACGCCGAAGUUGGUCGAAUCGUUGAAGGAUAUAUUUGUGGUGCAAGCUGCAAUUGGAAACUUCUUCACUGCAGUAUUAUCAAGAGAAGGUAGAGUGUAUACAUUUUCUUGGGGGAGUGACGGUAGGCUCGGUCAUCAUACCGAACCGAACGACUUGGAACCACGGCCCCUGAUGGGAGCGUUAGAAAACACUCCAGUUGUUCAAAUCGCUGCUGGAUAUUGCUACCUUCUUGCUCUAGCUUGUCAUCCUAAUGGAAUGUCGGUAUACUCGGUUGGAUGUGGACUGGGCGGGAAGCUCGGUCAUGGUUCAAGGACCGAUGAGAAACACCCACGACUCAUUGAACAAUUCCAGCUUCUGAAUUUCCAGCCAGUUGUGGUUGCUGCUGGUGCUUGGCACGCAGCUGUUGUAGGUCGCGACGGUCGAGUUUGUACGUGGGGUUGGGGCCGAUAUGGAUGCCUGGGUCAUGGAAAUGAGGAGUGUGAAUCUUCCCCUAAGGUAGUGGAAGCAUUAAGCAAUGUUAAAGCAGUUCAUGUUGCUACAGGUGAUUAUACAACGUUCGUCGUAUCAGACGAUGGCGAUGUGUAUUCUUUCGGUUGUGGAGAAUCUGCUAGUCUCGGACAUAACAUCGACGUCCCCGGGGGGCAGGGGAAUCGGCAAGCGCGCAUCUUAAGCCCGGAACUAGUAAGGUCUCUGAAGCAAAUUAGCGAGCGGGUCGUUCAGAUUAGCCUCACUAAUUCAAUUUACUGGAAUGCACACACCUUCGCGCUGACGGAGUCGGGGAAGUUGUAUGCAUUUGGUGCUGGAGACAAAGGGCAGCUCGGGGUGGAACUUAUGGGGAAUCAAACCGAAAGGGGAAAUCCAGAGCGGGUUGAGAUCGAUCUAAAUUAACCGAGGGGAAACACAACUCCAUUGAUGUGGAAAGUAUGGUGUAAUGUUAUAGGCAUUGCAUUGCAUUUUAAUCACUAGAUUUGGCGUAUGAAAUUAUUAAUUUGUAAAUAGGGGUCCCAAAAAGGAUGUGGAGAAUGGUUUCUAUGGUGGGUGUUGAUAUUUGGAUGGGAAAUGGAUGGGUCUGCUUGUUCUUUCGCA